Neoarthrinium moseri is the source of this 2196-nucleotide messenger RNA. RefSeq lists its product as uncharacterized. Bases 1 to 2196 code for a protein of 731 amino acids. The transcript is spliced from 2 exons. Lineage: Eukaryota; Fungi; Ascomycota; Sordariomycetes; Amphisphaeriales; Apiosporaceae. The record is from RefSeq and is a predicted model, not a curated record.
AUGUUGUUCUCAACCCGCGGCCCCUUGGCCGUGGCUUUGGCGGCAUCGUCGCUCGUAGCAGCCACUCCGAAUGCUGUGGCUCCUGCCGAGCCCAGAACUCUCGACCUCGCACUGCCGGAUCUUGGCGAUCUGAGCAAGCCCUUCACCGAGCACAUCAACCUGGACACCGACCUGAGCGGUCUGACUCUGGUCGAGGGAGUGCUCGUCGACGCGGUUGUCCCUCCUCUGGCCGCUGCCCACGCCGACGUUGACUUGGCCGUCAAGUGUCACGACUGCUUCGUCCGGGGAGACAUCAACGCCACCGUCUCUCUUGCCAGCCUCGUGCCAGCCCUCAGCCUCUCCCUGAGCGACGUUGAGGCCCAGUUGGACCUCGAGCUCUAUGUCGGCGUUGCCACCACUGUCGCUGUCAACCUCUACGCCCCUGUUGCACCCAUCGAGCUGCCCAUCGCUGGCCUCAAGGUUUCUGCUCUCGUCUACGUCGACCUCGUCCUGAGCCUCGAUGCUGCCAUUGACGUGACCGCCGGUAUCUACGUCAGGCUGACCGAGGAUGCCCUCAUUGAGAUUGACAUUCUGAAGGGUGAGCUCCUGAACACUGAGUUCACUGGCCUUGCCGUCAAGACCCUCCCCAUCGAGGUCCGCAUCGGUUGCGCCAAGCUCCAGGCUGCCCUGCGUGUCCGCGUCCAGGCCGGCGUCGAGGCCGAGCUCGACCUCAACGACCUGCUCCCUCUCGGCCUCGACAUCCCCGAGAUCGGUGCCGGUGUCGAGCUCGGUGUCUACGCCAACAUCGUCGAGUACGUCGGCUUCCUGUGCGACACCCCCAGCUGCCCCGUCUCCAAGGAGUCGUACGGCGUCAACAUCGGUGCUGCCGUCGAGCUUGACGUCGAGGUUGGCGACUUGAUUGACCUGUCCCUGGCUCCCACCGUCUCCCUGGGUCUCCUGACUCUGCCCACGGCCACCCACUGCUCGCAGAGCGGCGGUCACACCUACUCGACUCUGCCUCCCACCGCUUCCGCUUCCGCUUCUGUCUCUGUUCCCACCAUCGGUUCGCCCGCCGGCUCCCUCGUAGGUGAGGGUGGUGCCUCCGGCAAGCCCACUGCUUCCGUCACUGGCUCGACUCCUGCCCACGUCACCUCCAGCAACGAGGCCGCCACGGGCACCGGCAAGCCCACUGGAACUGGUCUCGUCACCUCGACCCUUACCAGCACUGCCACCUACGUCGUCACCGCCUGCGCUGCUGAGGUGGUCAACUGCCCUGCCGGCUACCAGACCACUGAGACCCUCAUCAAGACGACCAUGUACACAACUGUGUGCCCGGCCACUGCCUCGAUCACGGCUUUCCCUAGCACCACCUCGUCGGCUGCUCCCAAGCCCACUUCGUCUGACGUGACCGUCGUCACCCAGGUCACCACCCUCGUCCCCUGCUCUUCGGUCGCGACCUUCACUCCCCCCGCCGGUGUCAGCACUUACCCUCCUAAGUCUGCCUCCAGCACUGUUGCCACCGCAACUGCUACCCACCCUGCUGGCGGCAACACCGGCAACUACCCCACUGGCAGCGUGAGCUACCCGGCCGGCGGAAAGGAGACUGCCACUCAUCCUGCCGGUGGUGCUUCCACUUCUACCGUCACCAAGCCCAGCGAGACCGCAACCUACCCUGCCGGUGGCAAGGAGACCGCUACUUACCCUGCCGGUGGUGCUUCUACCUCCCCGGUCACUAAGCCCAGCGAGACCGGAACCUACCCUGCCGGUGGUGCUUCUACCUCCCCGGUCACUAAGCCCAGCGAGACCGCUACCUACCCGGCUGGUGGCAAGGAGACUGCAACCUACCCUGCCGGUGGCAAGGAGACCGCUACCUACCCUGCUGGAGGUGCUUCCACUUACCCCGGAUCUGCGUCGUACCCGGCCUCGUCCGCAACCAAGCCCGCCGGAUACCCGGUCCCCUCGUCGGAGGCUCCUUACCCCACCUACCCGGCCGGCGGUAAGCCUGGCAGCGGCUACGGCAACUCCACCGUGCCCUACCCCACUGGUAUGGUAACCAGCUCCUACAAGCCCAGCGCCUCGGUCGUCUACCCGACCACCAAGUCAUCUUCUUACCCUGCUGGCACUCCUUCGUCGACUCCCGUCGCCGCCGGUGCUGGCAAGAUUGGCUCCGGCGUUGCCGGUGCUCUGGCUGUUGCUGCCCUCGUCGCCAUGAUCUAA